Amborella trichopoda is the source of this 2255-nucleotide messenger RNA. RefSeq lists its product as uncharacterized. Gene Ontology annotation, cellular component: membrane. NCBI's taxonomy places the organism in Eukaryota, Viridiplantae, Streptophyta, Magnoliopsida, Amborellales, Amborellaceae. The record is from RefSeq and is a predicted model, not a curated record. Gene Ontology annotation, biological process: protein transport.
UCUGCUCUUGUAUUUAUCCUUCCAUCUAGAUUUCUCUUAUAUUUACCCUUACAUCUAGGUCUGCUCUUGUAUUUACCCUCUUUCUCUGCUCUUGUAUUUAUCCUUCCAUCUAGAUUUCUCUUAUAUUUACCCUUCCAUCUAGGUGAGUGAAAAUCAUUUCCAGCGUUUUCUCUUAACCCUAUUUCCUCUUUUUCCACAAACGAUUGCACAGAUCUUCUAGGAUUUCAUUUCUUCUUGGAUUGAACUCGUUUCUCUUUUACUUGGUGCUGGUAUCUGCAAAUUCUGCCGUAAUUUCAACGAUUUGGGUAUCAGAUCUGCAGAUUUGGAGGAGAAAAAAUGCCAGGGGGAGGAUUUCGGGUGCUACAUCUUGUCAGACCAUUUUUGUCGUUCUUGCCUGAGGUUCAAAGUGCAGAGCGCAAAGUUCCCUUCAGGGAGAAGGUCCUGUACACUGUGAUUUCUCUGUUCAUCUUUUUAGUAUGCAGUCAGUUGCCUCUCUAUGGAAUACACUCAACCACUGGUGCAGAUCCAUUUUAUUGGAUGCGUGUGAUUCUUGCAUCAAAUCGUGGAACUGUUAUGGAGCUUGGAAUCACCCCAAUAGUCACUUCAGGUUUAGUGAUGCAACUAUUGGUUGGUUCAAAGAUAAUUGAGGUUGACAACAGUGUGCGUGAAGACCGUGCUCUUAUGAAUGGUGCGCAGAAGUUGUUGGGUAUCCUUAUAGCCAUCGGAGAGGCAGUGGCUUAUGUUUUAUCUGGAAUGUAUGGUAGUGUCGGCCAACUCGGUGCAGGGAAUGCCAUCCUCAUAAUCCUUCAGCUCUUCUUUGCUGGUAUCAUCGUCAUUUGCUUGGAUGAGCUUCUUCAGAAAGGAUAUGGUCUUGGUUCUGGCAUCUCUCUCUUUAUUGCCACCAAUAUCUGUGAAAAUAUCAUUUGGAAAGCAUUUAGCCCCACAACCAUCAACAGUGGAAGGGGAGCUGAAUUUGAGGGUGCUGUCAUUGCCUUGUUCCAUCUUCUGAUAACUCGAACUGACAAAGUCCGUGCCCUUCGAGAGGCUUUCUAUAGGCAGAACCUUCCAAAUGUGACAAACUUGCUUGCCACUGUGUUGGUCUUCCUUAUUGUUAUCUACUUCCAAGGAUUCCGUGUUGUUUUACCUGUGAGGUCAAAGAAUGCACGUGGACAGCAAGGAUCAUAUCCUAUUAAGCUCUUCUACACUUCCAACAUGCCUAUUAUUCUACAGUCUGCUCUUGUUACCAAUCUCUACUUCAUUUCUCAGUUGCUUUACAAGAAGUACAGUACUAAUUUCCUUGUGAACUUGUUGGGCAAGUGGAAAGAAUCUGAAUAUUCAGGUGGCCACUUUAUUCCUGUUGGUGGUCUAGCCUACUACAUUACAGCACCCUCAAGCUUGGCUGAUAUGGCUGCCAAUCCGUUCCACGCGUUGUUUUAUAUUGUGUUUAUGCUGUCGGCCUGUGCGUUGUUCUCCAAAACUUGGAUAGAAGUGUCUGGAUCUUCUGCUAGGGAUGUGGCUAAACAGCUGAAGGAGCAACAAAUGGUGAUGCCUGGUCAUAGAGAAUCAAACCUGCAGAGGGAGUUGAAUCGUUACAUUCCCACUGCUGCUGCUUUUGGGGGUAUGUGUAUUGGUGCCUUGACUGUAUUGGCAGAUUUCAUGGGAGCAAUUGGUUCAGGGACGGGGAUCCUUUUGGCCGUUACCAUAAUUUAUCAGUACUUUGAGACCUUUGAGAAGGAGAGAGCGAGCGAGCUCGGUUUCUUCGGUUUCUAAAGAUGCUGAAGUGUGGUUAUCUUUGUGUUUGUUCGGUGUUCUUGUGAGGAAGCUCAUUGGAAUUUUUGGUGAGAGGUAACAUAGCAAACCACCCCCCCGCUUUCUCUCACACCUUUUCUCUAUGAAAAGAGGUUCAGGCUUAGUGUGUAGUGACUGACAAACUGUUUGAUUCUCUUUUAUGCGAUGAAUUUAUGCGAUGAAGAGGGAAACCCGGAAUGAAGAUAUUUUUGUAUUUCCAAUCAGACUAGAAGAUGUUAUUAUGCAAGGCCAAUACUUUCACCAUACUUGGGAUUUUGUUUCUUAGCUCUGCUGCAGCCUAAGCUGACUUUUCAUUUCUCUUUUCAUAUUACUUAAAUUUUGACAAAGGUCUUGGUUUUCUAAUGCUAUGCAGCUCAAGCUGUAAUCCUCUUGGGUCCAUAUCUGUGCAAUUCUUUUCAUUUUGUAGACCAUUUCACAAUAAUCAGAGUUCUUAUUUGAUGAAUUAA